Messenger RNA from Clonostachys solani, 438 nucleotides. NCBI's taxonomy places the organism in Eukaryota, Fungi, Ascomycota, Sordariomycetes, Hypocreales, Bionectriaceae. The record is from the annotation of a GenBank genome assembly.
AUGACGCCAACCGUCAAACUCUACACGCCUCUGGAGCGGUCCUUCCUGCUCGUUCUCGUUAUGGUGCCUCAACUAGCCCCUUCAAUGGCUUCCCAACUUAACAGAAGGAGCGUUGUAGCAUUUAGACGCUCAACACUGAAGGAGUGGCCUGUGUUUUGUUAUCGUGUUUUUUUCUUUCCCUGCUUUGUGAGAACAACGGCGACGAAGAACAACAACAACAACAACAACAACAACAACAACAACAACAACAACAACAACAAGAAGAAGAAGGAAGAAGAAGGCAAGGACGACGAUGACAACGACGACGAUGACAACGACAGCGAUAGACCUUUGGGUCCAUUUGGUGACUGGUGUGCUCUACACCAUAAGCAUCCCCCUCGUCCUGGUUCAGGAUCCGGGGCCCAAGCCAAGAAGAAGAAGCAGCAGCAGCAACAGUAG